CGCCAUCUUGGUUUUGUGUGUGAAUGAGUGAGCAAGUGCCGGCUGGAUAGCUUAAGACUGAAGGCCGAGCAACUCGACAUUGGAGAGUGACAUAAAGCAUAAAGGAAGGAGAUUUGGGGCAUCGGCGACGCCAGGCAGGAAUUAUUGAUGUCCAGCUCGCCGCUGUCCAAGAAACGCCGCGUGUCCGGAUCUGAGACAAAGACGGGUUCUAAUUGCUCCUCUGCUCUCUCUGUGCGAACUGAAUCAGCAGCACCAGCUAACGGUAUGGCCAGAAAUGGAACAGAAUCAGAAAUUGAUGAGGGGCUUUACUCCAGACAGCUGUACGUUUUGGGUCAUGAGGCAAUGAAAAGAAUGCAGAGCUCUGAUGUCUUAAUUUCUGGAAUGCGUGGUCUAGGAGUAGAGAUUGCUAAGAAUGUCAUCCUGGGAGGUGUAAAGUCAGUUACCAUUCAUGAUCAGGGAGUGGCUCAGUGGGUUGACCUAUCUUCUCAGUUUUAUCUUCGUGAGGAAGACCUUGGGAAGAACAGAGCAGAAGUGUCUCUGCCUAGGCUGGCAGAGCUGAAUACUUAUGUUCCUGUAUCUGCUUAUAUGGGUCAGUUAACCAAAGACUAUCUACAUCAAUUCCAGGUCGUAGUUUUAACUGCAUCCUCCCUAGAAGAACAGCUUUGGAUUGGAGAAUUCUGUCACUGCAAAGGUAUUAAAUUCAUCUGUGCUGACAGUAAAGGAUUAUUUGGGCAGCUCUUUUGUGACUUCGGUGAUGAUAUGGUAGUAACAGAUGCAAAUGGAGAACAGCCCCUUAGUGCAAUGAUUUCCAUGAUCACAAAGGACAACCCUGGUGUGGUAACUUGCUUGGAUGAGGCUCGUCAUGGUUUUGAGAGUGGAGAUUACGUGACAUUUACUGAAGUUCAGGGGAUGGAAGAACUCAACCACUGUGAACCAAUGGAAAUCAAAGUGUUAGGUCCAUAUACAUUUAGCAUCUGUGACACUUCUGCAUUCUCUGACUAUGUUCGUAGUGGAAUUGUUAGCCAGGUGAAGAUGCCAAAGAAGAUUAAUUUUAAAUCAUUGAAAGCCUCAGUAGAGGAGCCUACAUUUGUGAUGACUGAUUUUGCCAAAUUUGACCACCCUGCUCAGCUUCAUAUUGGUUUUCAGGCUUUACAUCAAUUCCAGAGAAAAUAUAGUCGUCUGCCGAAACCCAGGAGCAAGGGAGAUUCUGAGAGGGCUUUGCUUUUGGCUCUUCAGGUCAAUGAGCAGUCCCUUAAUCAGCUGUCAGAGCAUUCUGUACAGCUAUUACUUUUUGAUCAAUAUGCAGACUUUACUCCUGUAGGUGGAUUCAUUGGUGGAGCUUCAGCCGCUGAGGUCUUGAAGGCAUGUACAGGAAAGUUUAUGCCCAUCAUACAGUGGCUUUAUUUUGAUGCAGUGGAAUGUUUACCAGAGGGAGAUGCUGUUUUGGAUCUAACUGAGACUAAGUGCAGUCCUACAACAUGUCGGUACAAAGGCAGGGUUACAGUUCUUGCCUCCACGUUUCAGCAGAAACUGGCCUUCAAAAAAUUGUUCCUUGUUGGUGCUGGUGCUAUUGGCUGUGAGCUUCUAAAGAACUUUGCAAUGAUGGGACUGGCCUGUGGAGAAGGUGGAGAUAUUACUGUGACUGAUAUGGACACCAUUGAAAAAUCCAAUCUUAAUAGACAGUUCCUUUUCCGGCCUUGGGAUGUUACGAAAAUGAAGUCUGAAACAGCAGCUGCAGCUGUCAAACAGAUGAACCCCAGCAUUCAUAUUAUUGGCCACCAGAACAGAGUUGGUCCUGAUACAGAGAAGGUCUACGACGACGAAUUCUUUGAGGCACUAGACGGAGUGACAAAUGCACUGGACAAUGUAGAUGCACGAAUGUACAUGGAUCGUCGCUGUGUAUAUUAUCGCAAACCCCUACUUGAGUCUGGAACUUUGGGUACUAAAGGAAAUGUCCAGGUUGUCAUUCCAUUUUUAACUGAGUCCUACAGUUCAAGCCAGGAUCCUCCAGAAAAAUCAAUUCCUAUUUGUACACUAAAGAACUUUCCCAAUGCAAUUGAGCACACAUUGCAGUGGGCCCGUGAUGAAUUUGAAGGUCUUUUUAAGCAGCCUGCUGAAAAUGUCAACCAGUAUAUAACGGAUCCUAAAUUUAUGGAAAGAACACUGAAACUGCCAGGCAGUCAGCCGCUGGAGGUACUGGAAGCCCUUUAUCGGAGCUUAGUGACAGAGCGACCAAAGAGCUGGGAAGGCUGUGUGUUUUGGGCCAGAAGUCACUGGCAAACUCAGUAUUCCAAUAAUAUUCGUCAGCUGUUGCACAACUUUCCACCUGACCAGUUGACUAGCUCUGGAGCUCCUUUCUGGUCUGGUCCAAAAAGAUGUCCACAUGCUUUGAGUUUUGAUGUUAGAAAUUCAUUACACUUGGAGUAUGUCGCUGCCGCUGCUAACCUUUUUGCAGAAACGUAUGGUAUUUCUGGAUCUAGAGACACUGCUGCUAUUGCCAGAAUCCUUGAGUCAGUUAAGGUCCCAGAAUUUAUACCUAAAUCCGGAGUGAAGAUUCAUGUGUCGGACCAAGAACUCCAGAAUGCCAGUGCUUCUAUAGAUGACCGAAGGUUGGAAGAGUUGAAAUCCUUGCUUCCUACUGUAGAGAUGCUUUCUGGCUUUAAAAUGUAUCCCAUUGACUUUGAAAAGGAUGAUGACACAAACUUCCACAUGGAUUUCAUUGUAGCAGCAUCUAAUCUUCGUGCAGAGAACUAUGACAUUCCUUCAGCUGAUAGACACAAGAGUAAACUAAUUGCAGGCAAGAUUAUUCCUGCCAUUGCCACAACUACUGCUGCUGUAGUGGGAUUGGUCUGUCUAGAGCUUUACAAAAUUGUCCAGCAGCACAAAAAGAUAGACUCUUACAAAAAUGGAUUCAUGAAUCUUGCACUACCCUUCUUUGCAUUCUCUGAACCUAUUGCUGCUCCAAAACACAAGUAUUAUGACGAGGAAUGGACACUUUGGGAUCGGUUUGAAGUGAAAGGAAUAUCACCUAGUGGAGAUGAAAUGACACUCAGACAGUUCCUUGAUUACUUUAAGAAAGAACACAAGCUGGAAAUCACAAUGUUAUCACAGGGCGUGUCAAUGCUCUAUUCUUUCUUCAUGCCUGCGGCCAAAUUAAAGGAGCGCCUGGAUCAGCCAAUGACCGAGAUUGUCACCAAAGUGUCAAAAAAGAAGAUUGGAAAACAUGUGAAGGCACUAGUAUUUGAGCUUUGUUGUAAUGAUGACAGUGAUGAUGAUGUAGAGGUUCCUUAUGUCCGUUACACCAUCCGUUAAUAGCUGUAAGGAAAGAAGAGUGUGUGGCAUAAUUUGUGGACAAUGCCGAGCCAUGAAUAAAAACAAUGCUGUGCAGCCCCAUUAAUGUGGACAUGUAAUUUUUUUUGGAAGACAACCAUAAGUGGGUAGACAUGAGGAGGUGUCAUUCUAUUGUACAAAAAAGAAAUGAAUCGAGCUAAUGGAUUCCCAGACAUAAUUUAUCUUUUUUACAUUUGGAUUUUCAGUCUAGUAUUACUUGUUUCAGGAUAGUAUGGUUUUGUAUAUUUCACUUUAUCAUCCAUAGUAUGCUGUUGCACUGUGAGGCACUCCACUUGUACAUUGUUGUAUUCUUCCAAAAAGUUGAAAUUUCACCAUCUUGACUUCAUUUAGUAUUAGAAGAAAGGUGGUGGUAGAAACAUAAUCCAAACCCAUAUUAAAUGAGUGAAAAUGUUAAAUGUUGUAUGUUUGGGUCUUUUAUCCCCUUUUCAUAUGGUGCCUUUUUUCUCUAAUCCUCUGCCCAUUUUAUAGCUUUGUACAGUUCUGGAACAAGUUUAUGCAGAACAUAUCCACAUUUGGUGACAGCGCCAGUAAGAAUGGUUAGUACAAAACAUCUGUUAAGAGUGGGUGAGGCACAUGGUUUCUUGAAAGAGAUAUGCAAGGUUUAGCAGUGUCAUGUGGUUGAGGCUUCUAACUUCCAGGGAUAGAAGCAAGGAGGAAAAGAAAGGUAUUUUGCUUGACAAAGUGAACUUGCACUAUUGUGUACAUUUUAACAGCAUAGAACUGAUUUUUCCUGUGUACAUUCUCUUCUGCCUUUUUAUAGUAAAGUGCAAAUCUUUACUUUGUAAGCAAAGAGAAGUUCUGCAUAAACAAAGCAUUUAAUAGUAUGCACCAUACCACAGUUGCUGUAACAAGCUGAGUUCUUAGGGAUGAGGUGUUUGGGGGAGGUCAUAGGUUUCUUCCAUCCCUUUAUACAGCAGGCUGGUGCAUAAGAGCACAUUUGGUAGUAUAGGGACUUUUAGCUAUCAAGCUCAGCAGCUGGAUGCAUUGUUUUUUGUUGUGUUGUGUUCUGUCCAGAAGAGGAGCUAACGUAAACCACUGUCUGCAGUGGAAGCACUUAGUCUAUGAUUUAAAUAAACUUUAAACAAAAUCUG
Messenger RNA from Protopterus annectens (West African lungfish), 4442 nucleotides. RefSeq names its product ubiquitin like modifier activating enzyme 1 (gene UBA1). NCBI's taxonomy places the organism in Eukaryota, Metazoa, Chordata, Ceratodontiformes, Protopteridae. The record is from RefSeq and is a predicted model, not a curated record. Bases 148 to 3312 code for a protein of 1054 amino acids. Gene Ontology annotation, molecular function: SUMO activating enzyme activity. The transcript has 35 exons. Gene Ontology annotation, biological process: protein sumoylation. Gene Ontology annotation, cellular component: cytoplasm; SUMO activating enzyme complex.